UCCUGCUGCAGGGGUGCGCCAUGCUGCCCACCUUUCCCCCGUCACCAUCCUGCUGAGAUGGGCAGAGGCCGUGUGCACCCCUGCCUGCCUCAGGUGGGCUCCCGGGGGCGGAGCUGGACAGGGCAUGUCCCAUGUGGGUCCUGAGGGACCAAGGCAGGGCCAGCAGCACAGACGGCUGCCUGGAGUCCCUGUAGGUGUGGCAGAGUCCCCCCCAUGCCUGUCCUGGCCUCACGACAGCGUCUGGGGGAAGGCUGUGCGGGGCGGGCCCUGGUGGACAUGUCGCCUGGGCCCCUCCUGCACUCACGGCCGGCGCCCUGUGUGUGCUCCAGACAGUCUGGGCUGGAAGCUGUUCUACGUCACCGGCUGUCUGUUCGUGGCUGUGCAGAACCUGGAGGAUUGGGAGGAAGCCGUCUUCAACAAGAGCACGGGGAAGGUCGUUCUGAAGACGUUCAGCCUCUACAAGAAGCUGCUGACUCUGUUCAGAGCAGGCCAUGACCAAGUGGUGGUCCUGCUGAGCGACAUCCGGGACGUGAACGUGGAGGAGGAGAAGGUCCGCUACUUCGGGAAGGGCUACUCGGUGGUGCUGCGGUUCGCGACAGGCUUCUCCCACCCCCUCACCCAGAGCGCGGUCAUGGGCCGCCGCAGUGAUGUGGAAGCCAUUGCCAAGCUCAUCACCAACUUCCUGGAGCUGCACCGCCUUGAGAGCCCUGCAGAGCUAUCUCAGAGCAGUGACAGCGAGGCCGGCGACCCUGGGAACCAGAGCUGACGGCACAGGCGUGGCUGCAGAUGAGCCGCUCACAGAGAGGCCCUUGGCCUCGGCUUUGAUGGCACCUCCAGC
This is a messenger RNA of Propithecus coquereli (Coquerel's sifaka), 838 nucleotides long. Its product is annotated as chromosome unknown open reading frame, human C17orf62. The coding region runs from base 125 to 766 and encodes 213 amino acids. The record is from RefSeq and is a predicted model, not a curated record. NCBI's taxonomy places the organism in Eukaryota, Metazoa, Chordata, Mammalia, Primates, Indriidae. The transcript has 4 exons.